CUUCAUUUUCUAAUCAAAACUUAUUUGCUAUAUAUGAGCCUUUGCACGUUUCAUUUACUUGCAACAACAACUCAAAAAGAAAAGACAAACAACAGUAAGAACGUUUAAUUUACUCUGCUUUGAAACAAGACCAAAGAAGAAGAUAUGGUUGCUGUCGAAAGAGUUGAGAGUUUAGCAAAGAGCGGAAUCAUAUCGAUUCCGAAAGAGUACAUUCGUCCCAAAGAAGAGCUCGAGAGCAUCAACGAUGUUUUCCUAGAAGAGAAGAAAGAAGACGGUCCUCAAGUUCCCACAAUCGAUCUACAAAACAUCGAGUCAGAAGAUCCAAAGAUACGUGAGAGUUGCAUUGAGGAGCUGAAAAAGGCAUCUUUGGAUUGGGGAGUUAUGCAUUUGAUCAACCAUGGCAUACCAGUUGAACUAAUGGAGCGUGUGAAGAAAGCUGGAGAGGAGUUUUUCAGUUUACCCGUGGAAGAGAAGGAGAAGUAUGCGAACGAUCAAGCAACCGGGAAGAUUCAAGGGUAUGGAAGUAAACUAGCUAACAACGCGUGUGGACAACUUGAGUGGGAAGAUUACUUCUUUCAUCUUGCUUAUCCUGAAGACAAGAGAGAUCUAUCACUUUGGCCUAAGACACCAAGUGAUUACAUUGAAGCAACGAGUGAGUACGCAAAGUGUCUACGUUUGCUAGCAACAAAAGUCUUCAAGGCUCUCUCUAUCGGUCUAGGUUUAGAGCCUGACCGUCUAGAGAAAGAAGUGGGUGGUUUAGAAGAGCUUCUUCUACAAAUGAAGAUUAACUACUACCCUAAAUGCCCUCAGCCUGAGCUAGCACUUGGUGUGGAAGCUCACACCGAUGUAAGUGCCUUAACCUUCAUUCUACACAACAUGGUUCCUGGUUUGCAGCUUUUCUACGAGGGGAAAUGGGUCAUUGCAAAGUGUGUUCCUGAUUCAAUUGGGAUGCACAUUGGAGAUACUUUGGAGAUUCUAAGUAAUGGGAAGUAUAAGAGUAUACUUCAUCGUGGACUAGUGAAUAAGGAGAAGGUUAGGGUGUCUUGGGCCGUGUUUUGUGAACCACCAAAGGAUAAGAUUGUUCUUAAGCCGUUGCCGGAGAUGGUGAGUGCUGAGUGUCCGGCUAAGUUUCCUCCAAGGACAUUUGCUCAACAUAUUGAGCAUAAGUUGUUUGGGAAUGAACAAGAGGAAUUGGUGUCUGAGAAAAAGGAUUAAGUUUGUGUGUUUGGGAAAGGAACAACAAGUCUUUUAUAUGUAAAACUCUAUUUAAGAGUUUCUUUGUUUUGUGUUCGUGUCAUUGUGAUAUUGUAAGAAACAAAUUCUUCUCUCCAUUUCUAAAUUGUUUACAAUAUCUUUGAAGUAAUGAUCGAGAUUACAGAAAAAGACGAGAGAGUAACCAAGAUAGAUAUUUGUAGAUCUAUGAACCACAUGUUGUAUUAAGAACUUGAAAGUAUUUCUGAUUUACAUU
Camelina sativa (false flax) is the source of this 1468-nucleotide messenger RNA. RefSeq names its product leucoanthocyanidin dioxygenase. NCBI's taxonomy places the organism in Eukaryota, Viridiplantae, Streptophyta, Magnoliopsida, Brassicales, Brassicaceae. The record is from RefSeq and is a predicted model, not a curated record.